AUGGCCAAAACUUCCAGGACGGUCCCCAAAAAGGAUAGAGCAUCAUCUUCCUCUGCCUCUCGGCCGGCCAAACCGGUGGUGCCGCCCACGCUUGAGGAAAUCACCCCCGGUAAUUGCAUUAUUAAGAAAGACUUCAGUAUCGAGAAUCCUCCCGAUGUCGCAGGUCGAUGCGAGCACGUAUCUCGAUAUAUUAGCUUGAUAACGGAGAAGCUUACCAAGGAUGCCAAGGGUUUGGAAUUCACCCUCAGCCACCCGGUUCGAUUGUAUCGGCCCCAGUUAUUUCGAGGACUCAUCAAGCUGCAACGCCGAACAACGAAAUCCUUCUUUGCCAGUACUGACGAAACCAAAGAUCAGGGUUGGAUGAGCCGGUUUGUUAGACUAAUGCUUGGGCGCCCCCAGUGGUGCCCGACCUCGAGAAUUGGGUCUGAAAGCCUUGGCGAUGCAUCCGAGAUGAGGCCGGCUUCGCCCGGGGAAAAAACCAAGCCUUCAAAUCCGAAGUCUGAGAAGGACAACAAAAGAAAAAGGGUCUCGAAACUCGGAGACCCUCAAGACAAGAAAACCCCCGCUCGAAGGCUGCGGAAAAGAUUUGCUCAAACGGGCGCAGACUCGGUCCAUGACUCCCCGGAUGAUAGAGAAAAUGAUAAUGAAGAGUCGGCGCUGGUGACUCGGACCAGGAAGCCACUCGAGGUCGCCAAGCCUUCCGAAACGGAAACCUCGUCCUGUGGUGAGGAUGUCCCGAAGGAAGAAACGGGCAAGGCCCCUGUAUCCCCGGAGGUCGAGAUUAUCCCUCCGCCUUCAAUAACUAUACCAGAGGGGGUAAAUGCUGAGACCCCCAAUGAUAAUGAGAAUUCCCCUAGUGAAGAGCUCGGGCCCGCAACAACGACAACUUAUUUUGAGGGGGCAAUCGAAGAAGCCAACGCUAUGCGUAUGCCCGACCCAAAUAAGGCCAUCGAGGACGAUUUUCAGGGUUGCUACAUUGGGAUUGAGGAUGCCAACGACUUUAAUGAUGCAUCCUCCAUUUUUGAAGAGGCUCAACGUCUCCUUUCCCGGGCUGAGUUGAGCCAAUGUGAGACUGAGCUCCAGAAGGUUUCGGGUGAAGAGAAGGCCUUGAGGCUCCUCUGUAGCCAGAAGGAAGAGGAGUUUAAGGAUCUCCGAACCGCAUUGGCCAAAGCUCAAAAAGCGAGUCCGAGCUAG
This is a messenger RNA of Nicotiana attenuata, 1194 nucleotides long. RefSeq lists its product as uncharacterized. The record is from RefSeq and is a predicted model, not a curated record. NCBI's taxonomy places the organism in Eukaryota, Viridiplantae, Streptophyta, Magnoliopsida, Solanales, Solanaceae. The coding region runs from base 1 to 1194 and encodes 397 amino acids. The transcript is spliced from 5 exons.